AUGUGUCGGAUUGCAUUUGGUGACAGGUGGGCAGAAUUCCUCGAGGCUGUGGAAGUUGCAAUUGGUCAGUACGAGUGCAAGCCGACAGUCUCUGGCAGUCCUGCGGAAGGUUCCGAUUGGUCGCAGGUGCUGCGCUUCAUAGAAUCGAAGCACGUGUCGGGCGAAAUACCAGGAAUGGUUCUGUCCCUAGCCAAAUGUCACACCUUCCGUGCGGGUCCCGCCCUAGCGGACAUGACGAAUGGUGCUCAAAAUGUACUGUCGACAGCAGAGGUACUCCAGCCCGUGAAGCGCAGGAUGUACACUGUGCUGCUCUGGGAAAGUGGAGAGGGGCCUUUCAGAGUGGAGGAGUUCUUCACCAGGCGGUCAGACGUGUGUCACGAGGAGGUGGGGGUCUCGAAGUGGCUGCCCCCUGGUGUGACACACCCAGGACUGCGACGGCUGUGGAGGGCUGAUGUGGAAUCGCGCUGGCGGCUCUUCACCUACAUAGUGGGCGCCCCAGAUGGGAACGGUACUUCUCUGAGGUCUCUUCAGGCCCAGUACCUCGCGGUUCCGGCUGCCGCACUUUCUUUCCUCCGGCACGAGGCCUGCUGUCUUGAAAGUCACGAGGCUGAGGUCCUCGCAGUGGUCGCCGUGACUGUGGGGCGCCUAUCGGUUCAGCAGUUGGCUCAAAAGCAGCUCACGUCUCUAGACACUCGGCCCAUGUAUUUGGUGUCUUUAUUCGUUCGCACUGCCCUACACGUCCUGGAUGGUGCUGCCAUUUGUGGGUUAUCCUUCCCCCGAGACUCAGAGUGCCUGCUGGACGCCUAUUUCGAUGGAAUAUUCUUCCACGAGGACUACCUUAAGGCUAAGGCCCAGUCAUUUGCAAGGAUAGGAACCCACUUACCAGGGGACCGUCCACAUCUUGGUCCACUCCACCAGCUGUUGGAUGUAAUCGAACGGACCCGCACCAGUCGCCAAUAA
Messenger RNA from Schistocerca gregaria, 960 nucleotides. RefSeq names its product constitutive coactivator of peroxisome proliferator-activated receptor gamma-like. The record is from RefSeq and is a predicted model, not a curated record. Lineage: Eukaryota; Metazoa; Arthropoda; Insecta; Orthoptera; Acrididae. The transcript has a single exon. Gene Ontology annotation, cellular component: nucleus. The coding region runs from base 1 to 960 and encodes 319 amino acids.